GAGAUUGCCCGUCUCGAGAAUCCUAUUCGAUGCGGAAUCUGGUACUCAAUUGCUCAUAUAGGACUCAUUUUCUGGAUUCCAGCGCUGAUAGUUGUGAUCUGCUAUUUUAUCGUACUCUCAUGGGUGUUCGUAAAUUCACGUCCGUCGAUCUCACGAGGCGGAAACCGCAACGGAUCACUCCAGACCGGAUGUGAAACGGUCGACACCGUACUCACGAGAACAUCAGGGUCCGGCUGCUGGUGCUGCUGCGGCGUCUACUCACCACGCGCCGCUGCCGCCAUACGCGACCAAUGCUCUCAAUACGUAGCAAGAGUACAACCAUCGAAGAAUACAAUAAACGAUGAGUUUCCAGAAUGGAAUCCAUUGAAAACGUUUUCUGUUCCGAAGAUGAAGGACGGGAAAGACGAAAAAUGCAUCGUGCCACCUCGAAUUGUCGUCUCGGACGAGUCAUCGCUCCCACUGACAACUCGUCCAUCGAAUCGCAUCCAGCGAAGCCAGUGCCGUCAUCAGGACCAGUGUGCACAAUAG
This is a messenger RNA of Ostertagia ostertagi, 528 nucleotides long. Lineage: Eukaryota; Metazoa; Nematoda; Chromadorea; Rhabditida; Trichostrongylidae. The record is from the annotation of a GenBank genome assembly.